UAGACUGUUACUUCAUAACCUAUCAACUUAUGCGAAUGUGUCAAUUGCAGUUACAAAUUUAGUGCAAGUUCGGAUUAAAAAGAAAUAAAUUUAUACACUAUAAAAAAUAUUAGACACAAAUGUCUGGUUAUACUGGACAAGAAAAUUAUUGGGGACAAUCUCCUCAAAGCCAUUAUAACUUUGAUUCCUCUGGCUUUGAUCAACCUAACCAACAAUUCGAAUUUCAAACAUAUAAUGAUCAACAAGCUGGUGAUUAUUCAUACGCGCAAAAAGGUUAUCCUGUUCUCGAUCCUGUUCAAAGUACAUUUGCUAGUGGAUCAACUGGAUUUGUAGACGAAGAAGAAGAACCACCUCUGUUAGAAGAAUUGGGCAUCGAUCCUGAUAGAAUAUUACAAAAAACAUUAGCUGUAUUAAAUCCAUUUCAUAGAAAAGCACAAAUAGACGAUGCGAAUUAUUUACUUCAGGAUUCAGAUUUAGCUGGACCAGUAGCAUUUUGUUUAAUGCUCGCCGCGUUUCUCCUAUUAGCUGGUUCAAAAGCACAUUUUGGUUAUGUUUAUGGUUUAGCUGUAACAUCGUGCAUUUUGAUGUAUAUCUUGCAAUCGUUAAUGAGCAGUUCUGGUAAUAUUACAUUGUCUUCUGUGGCAUCUGUGUUAGGUUAUUGCUUAUUACCUGUAGUAGUCCUUGCUGGUUUGAGUGUUUUUACAACUUUGAGAGGCCCGAUCGGCUUAUUUCUUGCCAUGUUUGCAGUUGCUUGGUCAACUUUAUCCGCAUCUAGGCUCCUUACAACUAUGUCAGGAGAAGAAAAUCAACGGCUUCUUAUUGCAUAUCCUUGUGGUCUCCUUUAUGGUGUUUUUACAUUGAUGAUAAUAUUUUAGCAAAAUUUGUAUACUUUUGCUACCUUCUUAUAUAAAGCUACUCAUGAUUAAAUAUUUAAUGCAAUAUAUAACAUAAUGAUAUAUUUGUGUGCUGCAUCACAUAAAUAUACAAUCACAUUUAUACAAUAUUAUCAAUUACAAAUAAAGAUCAAUACAUUGCUGAACAUGCAUUGUUACUUAAAGCAUCUCAUCUUGAAAAUGUAUCAAUGUGACAUUUUAUAUAUUGUAAUAAUGUAAUUUACAUAUAUGUACAAUACAUUUUCUGAAUAUAUUACCGUAAGUUAUUCAAUUAUUUUAUAAGUUUUAAAUAAAUUGUACAAUAACCAACUAUUGUUCUCAUCUUUCAUAUCAGUGUGAUAUUGGAUCGUGUAUAGAUUAUUCUAUCAUUUCUACCACUUUAGUGUAAUUUAUAAAAUCACACAAGUAAAUAAAUUUGAAUCAGAUGGAUCAAAUAUCAUAUAUUUACAAAGAAUGACAUGUGCAUAAAAAUAAAACUUAUAUAUAUAACUUAUACAUA
Bombus pyrosoma is the source of this 1392-nucleotide messenger RNA. RefSeq names its product protein YIPF7 (gene Yip1d1). NCBI's taxonomy places the organism in Eukaryota, Metazoa, Arthropoda, Insecta, Hymenoptera, Apidae. The transcript has 2 exons. Bases 120 to 875 code for a protein of 251 amino acids. Gene Ontology annotation, biological process: vesicle fusion with Golgi apparatus; endoplasmic reticulum to Golgi vesicle-mediated transport. Gene Ontology annotation, cellular component: trans-Golgi network. The record is from RefSeq and is a predicted model, not a curated record.